Molecule: messenger RNA, 1794 nt
Organism: Penicillium salamii
Lineage: Eukaryota; Fungi; Ascomycota; Eurotiomycetes; Eurotiales; Aspergillaceae
Source: the annotation of a GenBank genome assembly
AUGGGGCCGUUUUUUCAAUUCCUCCUUCUUUUUGCCGCGGCUCAUAACGCUUUUGCGAAAUGCAGAUGUACUCCCGAGGAUGAUUGUUGGCCCUCGGCCUCUAGAUGGAAUGCUCUUAACAACACCGUGGCAGGGAGGCUUAUCCAAAAUGAGCCUCUUGCAAAAGCAUGCUACCCUGGUCCAGGCUACAGCGAGUCCAAGUGCCGCAGAAUUGCCGCAAACUGGACAGAUGAGUACUGGAUUGCAGAAUCACCCAUUGGAUACAGUUAUCCCUUGAUUGAUACUUGUCCUCCAAUCAAUGCCUCCAUCCCGGCCUAUCCAUCCUGCGAGCUAGGAAAUUCACCAGUAUAUAGCAUCGAUGCUACACGACGUCAAGAUGUUGCGACGGGGAUUAAAUUCGCGAAGGCGAAUAAUAUUCGACUGGUUAUAAAGAACACUGGACAUGACAUUUCACUGCGAUCUCAAGGAUAUGGCAGUCUUUCGAUCUGGCUGAGAAACUUACGAUCUGGACUGGAAUUCCACAAGGUAUUUUCUCCCUCUAAUGGGUCUUGCGAGACAAAUUGGAAUGGAAGCGCGAUAAGUAUCGGAGGCGGAUAUGUGUGGCAGGAUGUAUAUGACUUUGCAGCAAAAAGAGGUCAUGUUGUUGUUGGUGGCGCUGAUCCUACUGUCGGCUGCAUUGGCGGUUACCUCCAAGGAGGUGGCCAUGGCUCGUUAAGUCACGAAUUUGGACUGGCAACAGACCAGGUUCUGGAGUACCAAGUUGUUCUUGCUUCGGAAAAAAUUGUAACCGCAAAUUCAUGUCAAAACAAUGAUCUAUUUACUGCCCUACGCGGUGGUGGGGGAGGGACCUACGGUGUUGUGGUAUCGGCAACUAUCAAAACCUACCCUACGCGUCCGACCCUCUACAAUAGCCUUACCAUUACUGGACUAAAGAAUGACUCCGGAUCAGUGCUGAAUGCGACCGCGCGCAUGAUCUCAAAAUUCCCCGCUAUCGUCGAAGAAGGUUUCGCUGGAACAUCUCUAAUGGGCAAGGUAGAUGGCGUUUGGGUUUACAACGCUCCUUUCAUUAAGUUUCUUACCGAUGAUUCGCCCGGAGCUAUCGCUCAUGCCAAAAAAGUCAUGAAUCGGGAGAUAAUCAACGAACUCCUUCCUGGAAAUGGUACUAAAUACCAUGUUGACUCCCAAUGGCAAACCUACCGUUCAUGGCACGAAUGGUAUGGGGCGGUGCCUCACACAACACCAGGAGCCAAUCAACCAAUGAUGGCAUCUCGACUCUUCGAAAAGAAGUCUCUGGUGUCAAGGCAAGAGAAUCUCACAGAGCUUGUCCACAUUCUCAGCACUAGUGGUUCCCACCUCACCAGUGGUUCCCGCCUCACAAAUGGAUCCUUUAUGAUUAUGAACAUCGUUUCUGGUGGAAAGGUCCUCGAAAACUCACCACAUACAUCUGUCAAUUCCGCUUGGAGAAAAGCAUAUCUUUUGCUUCAACAGGUUGACUUCUUGGUUGCCAAUGCCGGAUCGGCCGAGAUAAACAAAGCCAAGAAUCAGCUCACAACGACAAAGCUCGCUGCCAUGAAGGAGUUGGCUCCAGGGAUGGGAACCUAUGUCAACGAAGCUGAUUCUUGGGAUCCAGAAUGGAGAAAGGACUGGUUUGGGGAUGAGUAUGAUUGGCUGCUGUCGGUCAAACGCAAAUAUGACCCUGAUGAUGUGUUCUGGUGCUGGCGAUGUGUAGGGAAUGAGGGUUGGGAAGAGGUAACCGGGGGGACGUUGUUUGGGCCAUUAUGCAAAGUCAAGUAA